AAUUGUUCAGAUUACAGACAGAAACGGAGCUUGACGUGGGUUCGCGUCGCGACUUGUUUGUAAACGAUUCGCUAGUGCAAAUAUAAGCACAUCUAAUAAUUCAAAGAAAUAUAAAAAUAGUAAAAGUUGUCGGCACUUUAAAAUAAAGUUAUUUAAGCAUCAUAAAAUGCAUUGUAUAAAACGUUAUAGUGAAAUGAUGAAUUGGUAGUUGUCCAAUAAAUCUUCAUACAUACCCGUAUGUGUAUAUUUGUGUGUGUGUGUGAGUUUACAAUUGUAUAUAGUAUGCAGUAAACAAGACGAGCGUAUUAUUUAGUGAAAUUUUUGCUUCCAACUAAAUUUCGGAGUUUUCAAAACGACAACGAGCAAACGGUUUUUUGCGUUAAAUUUUGUGCUUGUGUUUUCAUAUUAGUACAAUUGCAGCCAAAUAGCGCAGACAGACGCAUACAUGUAUAUGUGCAUAUGUAUACACAGCGUACUUAUUGGAUUAUAAAAACGAAAAUAACUGAAUUGCAAAGCGCUUUCGAUUCAAAAAUCUUCCAACAAGAUUGUGCCAAACGUAAAAUUCACAUGAAAAUAUCUAUCACAGUUGCUGGAGUUUCUCGUCAUUUGAAUUAUCCCAAAUUUCCGUUUUCCGAUCGAUUUUCAUAUCCUUAUUUAUAUAAAUACCAAUAGGGUUUUUUUUUUUUUUUUUUUUUUCUUGAAAGUUUGUUAAAUGAUUUGGCCAAAUAAGUAUAAGAAAUUGAUGAGCCUCAAUAAGAGAAAGUAAAUAAGUAAAAAAUUUAAGCGUCCAACAUAAAACAUUUAGAAUAUUCCGUGUUCGCGUUAAGGCUCAGUCGCCGAAUCUCUCGAAUCGUGGCCAAUGUAAUUUCAGUGAAGCUACGCAGCUUUAAGGAGCUGCCGCUUACCCAAGGCCAUCAUCAGCCAUCGGUUUACCCUUACCCACCUGCCAAAUACUGCAACAACAACAACAACAACAGCAGAAGCGUCAACAGCGAACGCAACAACAACAUCGAGCACAAGCGCCAACACAUCUAACAAAAAUACUUCAUAGCUGAUAAUAAUGAAUCUGAACCAACACAGUGGACCUGGUCCCCCAGAGAGCAGCACCACUACCACCAGCAGCACCAGCUGCAGUAGCAAUAUUAACGACAGCACCAAUAAUACUAACAAGUCUUGUGAUCAAGUGGACGCAUCGCCGAAUCUGUGGCGAGACAGCAGCACAUCGGGCAUGUGUUCAGUGUCUCAUAGAGUUGGCGAGCCGACGGCCGAGCUGUCAGCGGGCGGGCUCAGCAAUAGUGUUAUUACUAACACUAAUUGGAGUACGAAAAGCACCAGCAACGACCAUCCACCGACAUCUGUCAUGCGGACAAUAUCAUCGGAUCGUCUGGUCACUGGGUCCUCAUGUCGCGCUCUACGUACUGCCGUCUCCGCAUUAUAUUCUGUCGACGACUUUGUUAAGGAAAAAAUCGGUUCAGGGUUUUUCUCCGAAGUUUACAGGGUCACUCAUCGCACAACUGGACAGGUGAUGGUGCUAAAAAUGAAUCAAUUGCGCGCCAAUCGACCGAACAUGUUGCGGGAAGUGCAGUUGCUUAAUAAAUUAUCUCAUGCUAACAUACUGAGUUUCAUGGGCGUGUGUGUGCACGAGGGGCAACUGCAUGCCCUGACGGAAUAUAUCAACGGCGGUUCACUUGAGCAGCUCCUGGCCAACAAGGAGUUGCCUCUCAGCGCCGCGCAGAAAGUAAGACUGGCCCUUGGUAUAUCGAGAGGAAUGACUUAUUUACACGAUGCGGGCAUUUUCCACAGAGACUUAACGAGCAAGAACGUGCUUGUACGCCAUUUGGCAGAUGGUCAAUACGAAGCUGUUGUGGGCGACUUUGGAUUAGCAGCUAAGAUUCCAGUGAAAUCGGGGAAGACACGCUUGGAGACAGUUGGUUCGCCGUACUGGGUCAGUCCGGAGUGUUUGAAGGGCCAGUGGUACGAUCAGACGAGCGACGUAUUUUCAUUCGGAAUUAUUCUGUGUGAGAUCAUUGCGCGCAUCGAAGCUGAUCCCGACCUGAUGCCGCGUACAGCCUCAUUUGGUUUGGAUUACCUGGCUUUUGUCGAGCUCUGUCCCAUGGACACUCCACCUGUAUUCUUAAGGCUGGCCUUCUACUGUUGUCUAUACGAUCCGAAGAGUCGACCCACUUUCAGUGAUGCGACUAAGAAGCUGACACUACUUCUAGAGAAGUGUGAACAGGAGUCGAGGUGCGCGAGUCCAUUGAGCUCGUUGGAGCUAAUCAAUUGCUCGCCGAUCGGCAGUGAUAUAGAGAGCGCAAUCACAUUGGCCAACACGGCGUCGUCAACUGCCGAAAGCAUAUUUACAGCCCCGGCAGGUGUGCUGACACCGCGCUACCAGUGUGACGUGGAUGAAGAUGGAUUUCGAUUUCCCAGUACCGGAAUUAGCUGUAAAUCAGCCUCGGCAGCUAUGCCGGGCACACCCAACUGGUUGGCCGACAGUGCUGAAUAUGACGACGAACAUAUUUUGAAAUCGCGCGUUCGUCGCGCCACACAGAAACUAGAAGCUGAAAUUCUACUUCAUCGUCGUUCGCUCAGCGAGAACAUAAUACACUUUCCGCUGCAUACGUCGCCCAGUGACAAGGCGCGAUGUCAUCAAAUGCAGCGGCAGCGAUCCUCAACGCACUCGCCGACGCCGCCGCGACAAGUGGGCGAUCCGCAGACAGCGACGGUCCUUUUACCAACAACAGCAACAACAACAACAACGAAACUGUCGGACUCACCAUUGAUAAUUCCACUGGUGCCGGCAGUAUUGACGCUGCGCAAGGUCGGUGAAACAAUGUGCCUUAAAGAUCCGCAAUACAAACCGACGACAACGAAGGACCCCAACGGGGUGAAACCGAAUCCGUUUACGACGCUAGCGCAGCUCCGAGGCGUCAAGAAGAUACUGGGCGCCAAUCCAAAGACAUACGCAGCAGGCGUGGGCGAUUUGUUCAGCUCGUGCUUUGAGAUGUCAGCGCCGUUUUUCAAGGAGCUCGUCGCAAUGCAAGCCAAGAGUGCGGCCACAGGCACAGAGCUGGAGCCCAAUCCGAGCGGUGCGCCACCAAUAGCUAGCUGUACCGAACCAAAGAGUCUACCAGCAUCCCCGAAGCUAACGCGUAAAUACAGCGCUAUCGAACUGAAAUUGCCACAGCGAAACAGCCAUGCUGCCAGUGUAGCCAGUGAAGCUAGUGAAGCGCCGGCAGCGACUGCGCUUCCCACACCUGUCCUGACCGACAUCGACGACUGCGACUAUUGCAACUCGGAGGGCGAAGAUCUGGACGGCGGUGGCAAUUGCGCAGACGCUGAAUCGAGCAGCGACGACAGCGCCGUCCGUCCCUCGGCAAUGCCAGUGGCACGCAAGUACCGCGCCAACUCUCUCUACACGCAUCCGCUUUUUCGAGGCAGCAGCGGAACUAUUAUGAAGUACAGCAAUAGCGAGCUUGAAGUGGCGCCCUUGCUGAAGACAAGUAAUUCCGCCAAUACAUUAACGUCAUUGAAUUUAACCACAACUGAUAUGAUUUCGGGCAAUAAUCAGGUUGAGUACGGCAAGGAGCUGUCCCAGAGCAGCUUAUCGGAAAAGGAUGCUGCCUCGAAAUCCCCCCCACCCGAAGAAAUCCCAGCUACUGUUCCUGCACCCACAGACUUUGAACUAAACGGACUGAAAAAUUCGUGCGACUUGCUGCCGACCAAACGAAAUUUGACCCGGCGCGACUCCAUCGAAAGCGGCUUCUUCUCGUGCUUCAACGAGGAGUCAGAUGCAGCUACCACAAACACCAGCUACACGCGGCAGCUGUGCGGCAUCGGCUCGCUGGUUGUUGGCAAUGGCAGCAGCAGUAGCUGCUGCUACGACCAAUUGAAAUCACUGAACUUGGCUAGUAACAAACUGAAUGAUAAAUUGGCGAGCCUGUGUCGAUGCUGCUACUAUGCAACGCCUUCGUCCACUAGUGCCAUGGUGGCUGCUGCUGCCGUGACGCCACAACAACAUCACAGCGACUCGCCCACAACGUCGUCGUCCGUGCUGUUUAUCGAUAACGAAGCUACAGCCUUCACGGGUGGUGGGAAUACAUCGUCGUCGACAGCACUCGACUCGACGGACGAAUUGGACGCCGAGAUUAUGGCACCGCCCACGCAUCAUCGGCGUUACACCUGUCACCAUUCGUUGGUGAGUGGCGACUCACAGAUGACGGCGACGACAGCUGGCCUAAUCAAUCGAUUGGCACUUGAUUCCGAAAUACACUCGCUGCUGCAGCGCAGUCCGUUUGCCACCAAUCAAUUGCUCUACUGCAAGAAUCGCACUUCCUCCAUCUACACGGACAGCUCCGAUGACAUCAGCUCCGACUCGCUGCUGUGGGACGAUCGUUCCUUUACCGCAUUGCCAACUACGCGGUCCGCACAGAUAGCCAAAAUUGUGGAGUACUUUGAGAGGAAACGACAGGAAUCACUGCCCGCUUCAAUGUGCAAUCGCAAUGGCAACGGCAGUGUGGCAGCUGCUGUUGCUGCCUCAGCGCUGGGGUCCAACUAUCUGUCAUACGACUCACAUAGGUAUUCGGACUUUAAGCGGCACCUAAGUCCCGACUCGAUUUGCUUCGAGCUGGACAAGAAGCCGCAACAACAGCGUAUUAUGGUCUGCGAAGGAGCUGUUAAAUCAAAAUUAUCCAUUUUCGACAAGAAAAAGCAACAGCAGCAGCAGCAGCAACAACAACAACAACAACAUCAGCAGCAACAGCAACAACAAUCAAUGGGAAAUGGACAAGGUGGUUAGCCAUAUUCGAUAAGAACAUCAAGUUUUAUCUUUCUUAAGCGAUUUUCAAAAUGUUGGCAGUUUUUUAAUUUUAAUUUCGGGAUUGUGUCUAGGAAAAUUUCUAUAACAUUUGAGAGCUGGAUCAGAAUAUAUCAGAGUUUGCACACGAAUUAUUUAGUGGUAUAGAAUCAUGGUACUCCACUCUAUCUGUCUCUCUGUGUCUGGUUUCCAAUUCAAUUACGAUAAUUGUUUCACCGAUUAAAUGUUAGCACCACAUUACUACUAUUUAACAUACAUACAUAUAAAGAUAUAUUUUUAUAAUAGAACUAGAAUUUAAUAAUAUUUAGGCUCUUUCAAAUCAUCGUAUCGUAUGUUCCCCAAAUAGUAUGUAUAAAUUUAUUCUAAUUUCGGAACAUUUUUCUAAUACUUUGUACUGGUUCCUAGUCCUAUUUAAUUUAUAAAUUUAUGUUACAAAUCUAUGCAAAUGUAGUAAAUAAUUAUACAUAUACAUAUAUAUA
Drosophila mojavensis is the source of this 5295-nucleotide messenger RNA. RefSeq lists its product as uncharacterized. Gene Ontology annotation, biological process: protein phosphorylation; actin cytoskeleton organization. Bases 1061 to 4798 code for a protein of 1245 amino acids. Lineage: Eukaryota; Metazoa; Arthropoda; Insecta; Diptera; Drosophilidae. The record is from RefSeq and is a predicted model, not a curated record. Gene Ontology annotation, molecular function: ATP binding; protein serine/threonine kinase activity. The transcript is spliced from 8 exons. Gene Ontology annotation, cellular component: cytoplasm; nucleus.